GGUUACGAGGGUGCUAGGGGUCUGCAAGGUAUAAGUGGACAUAAAGGAGUAAAGGGUCAUUCUGGUCUGCCUGGACCGAAAGGACCUCGAGGAGAUACUGAAGAAGCUGUCGUGGGAGACAAGGGUGAAUCAGGAUGGCGUGGCUAUCCAGGAGAUGAAGUAAGUUUGAGCUAA
Protopolystoma xenopodis is the source of this 174-nucleotide messenger RNA. NCBI's taxonomy places the organism in Eukaryota, Metazoa, Platyhelminthes, Monogenea, Polystomatidea, Polystomatidae. The record is from the annotation of a GenBank genome assembly.